AUGCCUUACAUUGCUCGGCUAGAUGAGCUCCCCGAAAUUGCUCAAAGGGGUGGGCUCGUUGAUCCUCGUGCUGAUCACCAGCAUUCUUUCAACAAGCGAAUCUCCUGUCGCGACGUGACGGACUUCAUCUCCAACACCGCGGAAGUCUCGCCUCUGGAGCUGCGUGACAAGAAGGCUGCUGCUCGACACUCCAUCGAUAACAAGUCUCGGCUCUAUAAGAUUCUCGCUCGCACCAAUGAGCUUAACCGUCCAUUUUCAAUCCGGGGCGCUGCUCAGCCAAUCUCCGACUUGCUCCCCGGUUUAGUCGUCAGCGGUGGCCUUAGUCGCUCGCCAGCUUUCGAUUGCAUUCCGGUUGUCUCUCACUGGGGUGAUCGCACUGACGAGUUCUCUGCCGAGGAUCCCAAUGCCACUGUUUCUCUUACUUCCACCUGGAGUACCGUGCAUACCCACGGGAUCAGCCCCAUUGAGCCCGGAGCGCCAAAGUUUUCACAAAACUAUGAUUCAGAGACGGAUCUUUUGACGACCACUGUCAACCUGGCCCGUCGUGCUGAUACCGAGCUCACUCAAGGAGUGAUUGGUGCCGCCUCAAGCAUAUCUUGGUUGAGAAACGCGCGCGUCGCAGACAGCGUUGAUUGCGCAGUUGGACUACUAGCCGAUUCAAGUGUUCUUUUGCAAGCUCGUGACAAAGUUGUCACCACUGGCAAAACCGAACGCCUUGACUUUGCCGAGGUUCGCAAGGUUGAGAUGCCAACAUGGGCCACUGCUCGCAAACCCCUGCCUCCGAAGCUGAGUGGCGUAGCAGACUCUCCAGAUCAGGUUAGCGAUGACCUUUUUUCGGCAGAGCUUUGCGAAGGUCCGCUGAUAAAUAACUCCAUAUUUGCGCUAUCCUCUGGGUUCAAUCGGGGUGUAUAUGGAGGAUCUAUCUCUGGCCUGUGGGCUAUCAUGGACACUGCCUUUGUUCUUGAUUACUCCAUUGGUGUUCACAACUCUGCAGUUGCGGACAGACUUUCAUUUGCUUUCGCGGAAGUAACUGCUGCUGCUGAAGCAUCUGCUUCUGCCGGCCCCCAUAUCGACGAUAUACGUAUCAUUAAAGGGACAAAUUAUAGUUGUUUGAGGCAGAAAACCAUCAUUGAGGAUAAUGACCCCAUCGACUCCGCUCCGUGCAUGGUUGUCUGGAAUGAUCUUGAUCGUCUCGCCCGUUACAAGGUCGCUGAUGCUGUGUUCUGCCACGUCUACUAUGACUCUGGCGGUGGUGAGCAGAUGGCUGCUAUCGCUGGUCUCGGCUGCGUUGCUCAUGACUGGAUUGAUCUUGGGCCUGAUAUGAUGUGCGGUGAAGUCAGUAACAUCAUUCCCUCGUUGACCCGUGGCUCCCUGGAGGAAGGGCCUCUGUCCGAAGUUUAUGCACGCUUACUCGGCGCAAUGAUCUGGUACCGAAACAACGACCCCUACAACCCAGCGGCUCUCUGCCUUCUAUUCACUCACUGGUGGCAACUCUCUAACUGCCGCCACCGCCCUAUCACUCUUCUCGGUCGAACUGACCUUGAUGUCAAUGCGGCCAUCGCCCCUAUCAUGCCGGAAGGACGACCAGAGCUGGAGCACUUCCGAGCCAACGGUACCAGAGUCGAGCGUGGCAGCGGACCUCUUUCCAGUGCUGAAGCACGUCUCAAGGACCUUGUUUCCAGCGAGAUGUUGCCACAGACUCGCGCCGUUCUUGAGCAACUGGUUGACCCGGUCCUAGCCUACGUUAAGGGAGCCGAUAGUCUACCCACUGAGAGUGAAUUUGUCGGACAUGUCCUCGCAGCUGACUUGGCCUACCCCCAUGGGCAGAAAAUCAUGGAGCUGUGGGACCUCGCUAUCAUUAUGUGGGAGUGCGGCGCAAUGUGGGGGGCUGGUGUUGCUGGUCUUUGCUACACCCACACUGGAAAGGUGAACUGUGAUCGUGCUCGUCACGAUUUGGCUGAUCACACCUGGAGCUAA
Molecule: messenger RNA, 1977 nt
Organism: Penicillium manginii
Lineage: Eukaryota; Fungi; Ascomycota; Eurotiomycetes; Eurotiales; Aspergillaceae
Exons: 3
Coding region: 1-1977 (658 amino acids)
Source: RefSeq, a predicted model, not a curated record